This is a messenger RNA of Suillus bovinus, 1787 nucleotides long. Its product is annotated as major facilitator superfamily domain-containing protein. Gene Ontology annotation, molecular function: transmembrane transporter activity. Gene Ontology annotation, biological process: transmembrane transport. The record is from RefSeq and is a predicted model, not a curated record. Gene Ontology annotation, cellular component: fungal-type vacuole membrane. Bases 350 to 1624 code for a protein of 424 amino acids. Lineage: Eukaryota; Fungi; Basidiomycota; Agaricomycetes; Boletales; Suillaceae. The transcript has 6 exons.
UAAGCAUCGGUGGCGCAAUAUCAGCUUGUGCCGUGACCAGACAACGGAAAUGAUAGUACGGCGCUUGGUCGGGCACCGAAUUGAGGUCAGGGCUGAUUGCCCUGAGCCUUGGUCGAUGAUGAUCAGCGCUCACGGCGGUAAACCGGUGCCAGUACUUCAUUUAUGCAAUGGAUGGAGCCGCGGCGAAGCUGAUCCAGCUGCGGCAUCUUGAUUGAUGCCAUUGAUGAUUCCUGAAACACUGGCACUUUGACUUUCAUAGGCCUAUCAUUAUGAUCGCUGGGUCACAAUUCAAACAGGUGCACUCGGUGCUCAGAUCCUAACUUGCACUUCAAACGAGGUCCACUGAAUCAUGCCCAGCACUAGUGACCACGAUGUCCCUCAUGCAUUGGAACCCGUUGACACAGAAAAGCCUCCCCCGCCUCCCCCACCCUUCGUAGAAGGGGGUCUCCGAGGGUAUAUGACUAUAUUUGGCGCAUUUUUUGCUUUGUUCGCCGCCUUCGGUCAAUCCAUGGCAUUUGGAAGCUUUCAACUCUGGUAUUCACAAAACCAGCUUGUAGAGUAUACCGCGUCCGAUAUUUCGUGGAUCGGCUCGGUUCAGCUUUGGGUCUUCUUCGUUUCAGGGGGUGUUGUUGGCAGGCUCUUCGACGCAUACGGACCAACAUGGCUACUCGCUUCGGGAACCAUCAUCCUAACAUUUUCUCUCAUGAUGACAUCCCUAGCUACAAAGUAUUACGAGUUCAUUCUGGCCCAAGGGAUCGUCUUUGGUAUUGGAUUCGGACUUUUAUUCUUUCCAUCAAUGAGUGCUACCGCCACACAUUUUAUGAAGUAUCGAGCCACUGCUCUUGGUAUUGCUGUAGCUGGCAGUAGUGUAGGUGGAGUUGUUUUCCCCAUCAUGUUGCAACAACUCUUCGACAAAGUAGGCUUUGGCUGGGCAGUCCGCAUAUCCGCAUUUGUGUGUCUGGCAUGUGGCGUUAUAGCCACCGCCCUUGUGUCCAGUCGACUUCCAAAACGUAAACCAGGCCCAUGGAUCGAUGUGUCAUCUCUCAAGGAUGUUAAUUAUGCAAUUUUCGUGCUAGGAAGCGCUGUCACCUGCUUGGGUAUUUUCGUGCCGAUGUACUAUAUUGUACAGUACGCCCAAGAAUACCACAUCUCUCAGUCCCUCGCAUUCGGGGUCUUGUCGAUAAUGAACGCAGGCAGCGUGUUUGGCCGCAUUGCACCAUCAAUUAUGGCAGAUCGAAUUGGAAGAUUCAACACGUUGAUUCCGUCCACGGCUCUGAUGGGGAUUUUUACUCUCGCACUAUGGCUCCACGCACACGAUUUGGCAACCAUUACGACAUAUUCCGUUUUUUACGGAUUUUUUUCUGGAAGUUGGUUUGCAAUGCAGACAAGUUGCAUCGCCCAGAUAUCAAGAAUGGAUAAGAUUGGAGUCCGAAUGGGAAUGGCUUACAGCUUGGUUUCUUUCCCCGCCCUUGUUGGCGAACCAAUUGCUGGUGCGAUAUUGACUCGGGAUAAUGCAAGUUAUACGGGUAUGAUAGUUUUCACUGGAGUAUCUCUGCUUCUCGGCUCUCUCAUUACCCUGGUUGUCAAGUUAAGAAUCAACCGUAGUCUACUGGCGAAAGUAUAGGCAGCAAUAAACUGGCUAUCCUAGGCCAGUUCCGUACGUGAAUGUAAUACUACCUACAAUAGUCAAGAAGGAUAAGGCGCUAUUACUGUAGGUUACGAUUGAAAGACCAGUAUUAAUGUUUGUAUGUACAGCCAUUGAAUACACACUGGUUUUUGACUGUUCA